Molecule: messenger RNA, 3452 nt
Organism: Camellia sinensis
Lineage: Eukaryota; Viridiplantae; Streptophyta; Magnoliopsida; Ericales; Theaceae
Product: metalloendopeptidase / zinc ion binding protein
Biological process (GO): proteolysis; cell adhesion
Cellular component (GO): cytoplasm; membrane
Molecular function (GO): metalloendopeptidase activity
Source: RefSeq, a predicted model, not a curated record
UUAUUUUUUUUUGUUUUCAUUGUCUUCUAUUUCUCUCUCUACUAUGCAGUGUUCUUUCAUCUCUGAAGAAAGAGAUUGAUCUGUUUCUCUCUCUAACAGUUCAAGAGACAAACAUCUCUGCCUGAAGAAGCAGAGAAGAGCCAAGUAGUCCAUAAAAACUCUCAGAUUGCAAGAGACCCGGUUGAUAACGACAAUCCUUCGAAUCACAGCGACUCAUUUGGAGAGAGAGAGAGGGGCAAAAGUGUUUCACUUUCUCUCUCAAUAUUUAUAUACCCACAUACUUGAAAUGCGGGGAAGCCUGCGAUUUUUCUGGGUAGUGGAGCCGAUCGGAAAAUCGCCGGUGAUUUGAUGGAAUCGAUGUUGGUUUUGUUGAACACAUUGCUUGAUGGAGUUGAAGAUUCGGUGUAGUCGAUGCGUUGUGUCUUCGAAACCUAGGUUGUUUCGGACCAAGCUUCGAUUCGCCGUUGUUGUUUUUGAGAUUGUAUUGAUAUUGCUAUGGUUGGAAGCUACUUGUGCAAAAUCCCAAGAACACCAAUUGUGGCAAGGAACAGAAAAGGGUGAUGAAAACAUUAUAUCCCAUUCCUGCAUUCAUGAUGAAAUACUUGAACAAAGGAGGCGGCCAGGUCGCAAGGUGUAUUCUGUUACUCCACAGGUUUAUGAGGGGUCUGGUAUCUCAAAAACCCUUCACCGCAAGGGGAGGGCAUUACUUGGAAUUUCCAAAUCUCUGGAGCAACAAAAUGAUGUAAAGCAACCUAUUAGAAUUUAUUUAAAUUAUGAUGCUGUCGGCCACUCAACUGAUAGAGAUUGUCGAAAUGUUGGUGGCAUCGUCAAGCUAGGGGAGCCUCCUCUAAAUUCCAAUCGUGGUGUGCCGUCUUGCAAUCCUCAUGGUGAUCCUCCAAUUUUUGGUGACUGCUGGUAUAAUUGCACUUCAGAUGAUAUAUCUCGGGAUGACAAAAGGCAUCGCCUUCGAAAGGCUCUAGGGCAGACAGCAGACUGGUUCAAAAGAGCCUUGGCUGUUGAGCCUGUGAAAGGGAAUUUGCGGUUGAGCGGAUAUUCUGCAUGUGGACAAGAUGGAGGCGUACAACUUCCACGGGAAUAUGUAGAAGAUGGUGUUGUUGGUGCGGACUUAGUUCUUUUGGUAACUACUAGACCUACAACAGGCAACACCCUAGCAUGGGCAGUGGCAUGUGAACGGGAUCAAUGGGGUCGUGCAGUUGCUGGACAUGUGAAUGUUGCCCCUCGCCACUUGACUGCCGAAGCAGAAACCUUACUUUCAGCUACGCUCAUACAUGAGGUCAUGCAUGUUCUUGGAUUUGAUCCUCAUGCCUUUGCACAUUUUCGGGAUGAGAGGAAAAGAAGACGUAACCAGGUUACUGAACAAGUCAUGGAUGAUAAACUUGGACGGAUGGUUACACGUGUUGUGCUCCCUCGUGUUAUUAUGCAUUCACGCUAUCAUUAUGGGGCAUUCUCCGAGAAUUUCACUGGUUUAGAGCUAGAAGAUGGGGGUGGGCGUGGUACAUCAGGAUCCCACUGGGAGAAAAGGCUUCUGAUGAACGAGAUCAUGACGGGCUCAGUGGAUACGAGAUCAGUAGUUUCAAAAAUGACACUGGCCUUAUUAGAGGAUAGUGGCUGGUACCAGGCUAAUUAUAGCAUGGCUGACCGUCUUGACUGGGGCCGUGACCAAGGAACUGAAUUUGUUACUGCCCCUUGCAAUCUCUGGAAGGGAGCAUACCAUUGCAACACAACACAGUUACCAGGCUGUACAUAUAACAGGGAAGCAGAGGGUUACUGCCCUAUUGUAAGCUAUAGUGGGGACCUUCCUCAGUGGGCCCGUUAUUUUCCACAGGCUAACAAAGGUGGGCAGUCAUCAUUAGCUGACUAUUGCACUUAUUAUGUGGCUUAUUCUGAUGGAUCAUGCACAGACAUGAACAGUGCUCGGGCACCUGACAGAAUGUUGGGUGAGGUGAGAGGACAUAGCUCAAGGUGUAUGGCCUCAUCAUUAGUACGGACUGGGUUUGUAAGGGGUUCCAUGACCCAAGGAAAUGGUUGUUAUCAGCACAGGUGUAUAAAUAAUUCACUGGAGGUUGCUGUUGACGGUGUUUGGAAAGUGUGUCCUGCAGCUGGUGGACCAGUUCAGUUUCCUGGAUUCAAUGGUGAGCUGGUUUGCCCAGCUUAUCACGAACUAUGCAGCACAGACCCCGUCUCUGAAUCUAGGCAAUGUCCUAAUUCAUGUAACUUCAACGGAGACUGCAUUGAUGGAACAUGUAACUGCUUUCUAGGAUUCCAUGGUCCUGAUUGUAGUAAACGCUUCUGCCCUAGCAAUUGUUAUGGGCAUGGCAAGUGCCUUGAAGAUGGUGUCUGUAAAUGUGAAAACGGAUACACCGGCGUCGACUGCUCUACUGCUGUCUGUGAUGAACAAUGUAGCCUGCAUGGAGGGGUCUGUGAUGAUGGAGUAUGUGAGUUCCGCUGCUCGGACUAUGCUGGCUACAUAUGCCAGAACAGCUCGAUGCUUGUCUCCAGUCUUUCAGUUUGCAAAGAUGUGUUAAAGAGUGAUGGACCUGGACAACAUUGUGCACCUAGUGAAUCAAGUAUUCUGCAGCAGUUAGAAGAAGUUGUUGUGAUGCCCAACUAUAACCGGUUGUUCCCAAUUGGUGUUUCUUGGAGGGUUUUCUCUCGCGUUAAGAAUAGCUACUGUGAUGCAACUGCUAAGCGGCUAGCUUGCUGGAUUUCGAUCCAAAAGUGCGACAAAGAUGGUGACAACAGGCUUCGUGUGUGCCAUUCAGCAUGCCAGUCAUACAACUUAGCGUGCGGAGCAUCACUCGACUGCUCAGAUCAAACUCUGUUUAGCAAUGAGGCUGACGGUGAAGGUCAGUGCACAGGCUCUGAUGAGAUUCCAUUGCCAUGGUAUAACCGCUUUUGGGCCAGAUUUUUUUGGUAACAAUUCCUGAAGCGGAAUUUCUGUAAAUUAUAGGCAGCUUCAAUUUUUUUUUUAAUUUCGUUUUUUAGUUUUUCUAGGGUAGGAUAAUGGCACAAAUUGCACGUGCGUUGGAAGGUAGGGUCUUAUUUUCCCGGUCCCAAGUCAUUUAGGGAGGAUUGGGGGUGGGGAAUGUUUACUGAGAUUGGCUUUCACAACUGAGAGUCCAAGAUGUAGAGAAAUUGCAAUUGUAUGGAAAGAGGAAAAAAAAAAAAUAUGAGCAAACAACAAAGAGGUUUGGCCCAAGGCCAUCAAAGAAAUGAAAAGUGCCUCUUAUUAUUGUAUGUCUGCCUCAUAUUAUUGCAUGUCUGUUUGUUAAUGUUUUUGUUUAUCUUGUAAUUUUUUUGUUUUAUUUCCCCUUGAGAUCAUGAAGGCUGCAAUUCUUCUUCUUAGCUGAUGAUUCAGAGGGGUUUUAUAAUUUUGGGUUUUGUUUGGUUUGUGAUUUUGGGCAGGAAUGAAAUGACUAUUCAUUGCCUCA